GACCGUCGAUCUCCAUCCAUGGUGGCAAUGGUACAUCUCCGAGCCCGAAAAUGGCGGCUUCCUCUCUCUCUUCCUGUCUUUCUCUCACUCUAGAAAGCAGAGCCGAAGCUGCACUCUAGCUUUGGCUUUUAUCUUCUUCUGCAUGCUCUGCUCCGCUCGCCCCGCCAGAUGCCUCCCGCCAUCGCGCUGCUCCUCGCGCAGCUGGUGCUGUGCAGCUGCGUCUCUCCGGCGGUGUCCGGCGAUGUCGUCGGCGCCAGGCGCGUGCUGCACCAGCCGCUCUUCCCCAUUGAGUGGACUCCGCCCCCGUCGCCGCCGCCUCCACCAGCUCCAGACUUCACUUCCGACCCCAGUCCUCCCGCAGUGACGCCUGGUGCCCCUCCCGGCGACUUCUUUCCUCCGGCACCGCCCGCAGCUGGUGGAGGUGUCGGUGUCGGUGGCGGUAGCGGUAGCGGUACGACGACCUCCCCCACCACCAUCGCCGCCGACGUCUCCAACCCGCCGUCCGCCUCUGCUGCCGGCAGCGGCCCCAAGAAGGCGACCAUAGUGGCGGCCGGGGCAGCCGCCGCCGCCGGUGUCGCGCUGCUCGGCUUCGCGUGCGCGUUCCUCAUCACCGGCCGCGCCCGCCGCCGAUGCGAGUCGCAGAAGCUGCUCGGCCCCGACGGAGGGCCGGCGCACCGCCGCACGGCUCCCGCCGCCACCGACUUCCUCUACGUCGGCACGAUGGAGCCCGCCACGCCCGCGCACCAACACCGCGGGCCCACCAGCGCCGACCUCGCCGGGUCACCGUACCGCAAGCUGCGGAACGAGCGCGCGCGGCGCGGCGUGUGCCUCGACGAGGCCACCGACCACCCGAGCCCGGAGCUCCGCCCGCUCCCGCCGCUGCGGCGCGCGCCCACCAUGGGCUCCUCCGACGAGGAGGCCGCGUACUACACGCCACGGCAGCGCUCGGGGGGCUCUGGCUCCGGCGGAGCCGGCGGCGUGUGCGGCGAGACGUGGAGCGAGGCGAGCGCGUCCAGCCCGCCCACCACCACCACCGCGUCCCGCCGCAGCCUUCCCAGCAUGACCAGCGACUUCUUUCCCCCGGUCACCGCGCUCCCGCCGCCCCCUGCACGAUCCCGCCGCACGCGCACACCCCCGCGCACGCGCUUCUCCACUGGCUCCACUCCCGACGUCAAGCAGGUCAUCUCGCCAUCCCCGCGGCCGCUGCAACCCACCAACCCGCCUCCACGGCCACCACCACCACCUCCUCCUCCUCCACCACCACCAGCGCCGGCAAAGUCUCACACAGCUCCAAAACCCCCUCCUCCACCGCCGCCACCGAUGGCGUCAACAAACAGAAUUCCCCCAAAGACAGCCGAGCCGACAUCGAGGCGCCGGUUGAUGAAGCCGCUGCCGCCGGAAGGUCCCCGCAUUGCCAUGUCGAUGCCGAUCACGGCGUCGACAACCUCGGAUAACAACGGGAGCACGUCGAUGCCGGAAGCGGACGACUCCGCCGGCGGUCUGCCGAAGCUGAAGCCGCUGCACUGGGACAAGGUGCGGGCGACCUCCGACCGCGCCAUGGUCUGGGACCAGCUCAAGUCAAGCUCAUUCCAGUUGGACGAGGACAUGAUCGAGGCGCUCUUCAUGAACAACUCGAUGCCCGCCGCGCCGCCGAGGGACGCCGGGAGGAAGCCCGGCAUGCCGCCGUUCCGGCAGGAGGAGAGGGUGCUCGACCCCAAGAAAGCACAGAACAUCGCCAUCCUGCUUCGUGCCUUGAAUGUCACGCGCGAGGAGGUCUCGGAUGCGCUCUUGGAUGGCAAUGCCGAAUGUUUGGGCAGUGAACUUUUGGAAACGUUGGUCAAGAUGGCACCUACUAAAGAGGAGGAAGUCAAACUACGAGAUUACAGUGGCGACUUAUCGAAGCUGGGAACCGCAGAACGUUUUCUCAAGACUGUACUGGAUAUACCUUUUGCCUUCAAAAGAGUUGAUGCGAUGCUGUACCGAGCGAAUUUUGAGACAGAGACCAAUUACCUAAGGAAAUCGUUUGAAACACUAGAGGCUGCUUGUGAAGAUCUUAGAGGUAGCAGGCUGUUCCUAAAACUCCUUGAGGCUGUGCUGAGAACUGGAAACCGGAUGAAUGUCGGCACAAACAGGGGUGAGGCUAAAGCCUUUAAGCUCGACACCCUACUAAAGCUUGCGGACGUCAAGGGAGCAGAUGGUAAAACCACGCUGCUGCAUUUUGUUGUCCAAGAAAUGAUUCGAUCAGAAGACGCAAAAUCUGAAAAGGAAACCGCCAGCUCUAACGAGCACUUCCAUAAGCAAGGCCUGAAAGUCGUGUCGGGGCUGAGCAGCGAGCUCGGAAACGUGAAGAAGGCAGCCUCCAUGGACUUCGAUGUUCUGCACAGCUAUGUCAGUAAGCUUGAAACAGGCCUUGAGAAGAUCAAGUCCGUGUUGCAGCUCGAAAGGCAAUGCACCCAGGGCCAGAGAUUCUUCAUAGCAAUGCAGGGCUUUCUGAAGGAAGCCGAGAAGGAAAUCGAGCGAGUGAGAGGCGAGGAGAAGAGGGCUCUGGGGAGAGUGAAAGACAUCACCGACUACUUCCACGGCGACGCCUCAAAGGAGGAGGCUCACCCCCUGAGAAUAUUCAUGGUGGUGAGGGACUUCCUGUCGACGCUGGAUCAUGUCUGUAGGGAGGUUGGCCGGAUGCAGCAGGACAGAACCGUCGUCGGGUCCGCAAGGUCGUUCCGUAUUUCAGCGACAACCUCACUGCCAGUUCUAAGUCUGUACGGCCAACGACGGGAGAACAAGUCCGACGACGAUGAUAGUAUGUCGUCGUAGGAGUGGGCUAUCAAGGAUCAGGCUGGAUUUUGGAAUGCACAUAGCACACACGAACUUUGACAGCUUUGGCAGCUGCAGGAAAUGUUACUAUGAUAGUUUCAAGGAAGCACAUAUUCAGUGUUGGGAUGGCCAAGGUUAGGAGAGAUCGGGGUCGACGGGGUGUAUACGUUAGGAUUAUUCUGAUUUUUUGUGUACAAAAGGAGAACGGUGAUAAGAUCUUUCUCUUUCUA
Molecule: messenger RNA, 3044 nt
Organism: Lolium perenne
Lineage: Eukaryota; Viridiplantae; Streptophyta; Magnoliopsida; Poales; Poaceae
Product: formin-like protein 8
Biological process (GO): actin nucleation; actin cytoskeleton organization
Molecular function (GO): actin filament binding
Source: RefSeq, a predicted model, not a curated record